UUUCUAUAAAUGCUGUCGAUUUUGGAUUGAAAGAACGAGAGGAAAGAAUUGUACUGUGGGGUUGUGAAGGAUGGGGUGGUGUUGUCACAGGGUUUAAGGAGUGUGCUGAUGGUGGAGAACAUAGCCUUGGAGUUGCUGGAGCCGGAGUGUAUCAGUUGUGAGUAGUGCUUGGACCGGGCUGCUUUGAGUGCGUUAUUGUACUGUUGUAGGUAGUCGGUGUAGGCAUGGAGAUUAACUGUUAACUGAGUGGCUUUCUUGUGAAGGCGUUCCAGUUGGCGUUUUUGUGAUUUUAUUUGGCGGAGUUCGGGGUGUAUCAGGGAGUUGAAUGCAUAGAAUGAAUAGAAUACAGUUGCACAGUUGUGUGCGAUUAGGAGUGUAUUUAAAAAAACUUUGAUUUGAAUGAUUUAGGAAUAUCAGAGCUGUCACAUCCAAUAAAGUUAACACAUAAGAUAGGAUUCUUUAUUGUUAAUGCAUAUUAAAUUUCAUGUUGACAUUUAUUUUGUCAGCAAUCAUCUUCAUUUAGCAGCAGCAUAUAAAAGUAUUCUUAAUGGAAAGCAACACGUAUAGCAAUAUCAUAGUAUAUAGAAAAUAGAGCAAACACAUGGCAGUUAAGGCACAUUCAACAGAAUAGUCUUUAGCAAUGUCGUUACUUGUGCAGGUUUCAUCUGUAUGUACUGUUUGAUAGAAGCCGAAUAACUUCACACAAAUGUCACUUGUAUAAUCCUGACUGCAUAAACUCACAGACACACAAUGAUAUCCAUUCCAAGUUGAAUGUUACAAUCAGAAAUGAUUACCGGCUCCGGUGUACCACAGCAGGGGUACUGUUGCAAAACAUGUUGCUUAGCGACAGAGUAACACAAGCCAUCUUUGUGUGUCUGUGUGUGUGUGUGAGUCGCGGUGAGCUGCCAUCAGUAUUUUUGAGGAAUAUGAAGGCAGGAGAAAGAACAUGGAACUCGAGUCGUUUCAGAAAAGAGAACAUGACAUUUUGGCCAAUAAGUCACCCAGUCGUGUUUCCGCAUCUCCAGACUGACCACUGGAGCAAAAUGAAAACAAUGGUUCCAGUUUAUCUUGCAUCAGUUCCAGCUGCCUUGUUGAAGGACAGAGUGUAUCAAUCACAUGAAGGUGCUCCAAACCGGCUGCUACCUCCUCUGACUCCGGAUAAAACUUUGAUUAAUGAUCCUGUUCCCUCCAUGGUGGUGCCAGCAUACAAUUUGCAUCAUAACAAACCAAAAACCUUACCUCAAGACAUGCCGCGGCUCAGGAAUGAGUUCAAUGACCGUGCCAGGAGGGGCUUCUGCUACUGGGUCCUUGAAAAGAAGGGCUCAGCAUAAAUCUCAGACAUGGACAGCCGCAGGAAGAAGUUGAAGUUCAAGCGGCUUCAGACUACCAUCACCUCACCCACACAGCUUCAGGAUAGUGAUGAUAGCCCAGGAACACCAUCUUCCUGGAAUAUGUCUCCGAAUGAAGAUUCAUAUAACCUCGGCAGCUCUCCAGGACCUGAUGGCCUUGGGGCAAUGAGUCUGAACACUCCCAAGAGAAAGGCCAAAGAGCUUGGUGAAAGCAUGCCCUCUUUAGGCAAGCUUAAGCUGAGGAAGCUGUCCAGGAAAAAUUAUGAAGAAAUCAUAACCUCAGAGGAGAAACCCAUAGAAAACUCAUCCAGGCAGCUAGGAUUCUCAGAGAGCGAGCAAGUAUUGUCAACUUCACUUCACUCUUUCCUUGUGAAAAAAAGAGAGAGGACACCAGAGGAAGGAUCGGAAGCUAUCUACAGCAGGGCACUAAUAGCAGCCAUUGGCAGCUCAAAUGAAAGGGGCAGAACUACAAAUACCCCUGUGACCUCACCACUGAAGACUCAAGUGCUCAGUCCUGCAUCGCUUGACAGGAACCCCACACAUUGUUCCCCAAUUAAACCGGUGUAUGAAUCUGAGGACAACGGUAGUAUUCAGGAAGAAUCAUGGGAGCCCAACGUUCAAUCGUCUGAGGACUCUGAACCCCAAGGUGGUGGAUCAGAGUUAUUAACAGACAAAAGAACUGUGGUGCUAAAAGAUGAAGAUUCACAGAAGAGGUUUUUCGAUCCUCCCUAUGUGUUGGUAGAAACAACCUCUCAGGACAAGUUAUUUGCUGCAGAAAAUGGACCGGAAGACAAAUGCUGUGACGCUCCCCUUGAUGUUGAGGAGUAUACCCCAGAUUCUAGGUGUUAUUUCUCACCUCAUCAGUAUGCUUCUCCUGAUACCCAUCAAUGGGAAAGCCCUCCAUUGAAUACCCAGGGAGCUACAACUUCCUCUUUCACCUUUUCAUCCCCUAAUGAAACAUCUUGGGCCGCUGUGGAGAGGCCUUUCUCACCAUCACAGAGGACAGUUGUUGUCCCCUUUAGGGCCAACCAAACAAACACAGUCCCUUCAAAGGCAUCCAAAGUUUGGACUGAGAGUUUCCACUCUUCCGACGCUGUGUCCCAUGUAUCGGAUCCGUAUGCUCUGCCACUCCAGUCCAGAAGAGGACUGUGGAACUCCACAGCCACACACAGGAAGUCAGAUUCAAGCUUCUUCAUGCGUCACACCUUGACACAUUGUGACCGUCCGAAAAGAAGACUAUCCAUGGGAGCUGCACCUUUUGGGACCAACUACCCGGGCAGUCAGGUUGGGUUCAUAGACACACACUGUCACAUAGACAUGCUCUAUGGAAAGCUUGGUUUCCGCGGGACGUUCAGCAGCUUUCGAAGGCACUACCGAAGCAGCUUUCCUCCUGAGUAUAGAGGCUGUAUCACCAACUUCUGCAACCCAAGGGCCACGGCGAAGGAGGCCCUGUGGGAAGGUCUGCUGGCUGAAGACAUGGUAUGGGGGGCCUUUGGGUGCCACCCCCACUUUGCCAAAUUCUACUCAAGUGUCCAUGAACGCAGUAUGCUGAUGGCCAUGCGGCAUCCAAAAGUUGUGGCGUUUGGUGAGAUCGGCCUGGACUACUCCCACAAAAACUCCACUGAAACCCCCAAACAGAAAGAGGUGUUUGAGCGCCAGCUGCGUUUGGCUGUGGCCAUGAAGAAGCCUCUGGUGAUCCAUUGCAGGGACGCUGAUGAGGACCUGCUGGAAAUCAUGAAGAAGUGCGUUCCCAGGGAGCACAAGAUACACCGGCACUGUUUCACAAACAGUUAUCCGGUCAUUGAGCCCUUCCUGACGGAGUUCCCCAACCUGUAUGUUGGUUUUACGGCACUGAUCACCUACUACAAGGCUGCCGAGGCCCGAGAUGCUGUCCGCCAGAUCCCUCUGAACCGCAUCGUGUUGGAGACAGACGCACCGUAUUUCCUCCCAAGACAGGUUAAGAAAGAUGUCUGCCAGUUCGCUCAUCCUGGGAUGGGCAUCUACACGCUGCAGGAGCUCAGCCUGCUGAAGGGGGAGGACAUGGACACUGUCCUCAGCACCAUCCGGAACAACACCGUGCAGCUCUACGGCAUAUAAUCUAAAGAUGGUGGUGGAUACAAACUAGCAAGAAAGAGGAGACAGAAGCAACAUUUCUUGAGCUGGUUUGUGACGAACAUUUUAUGUAGCUUUUUUGUUUUAGAUGUACCAGUCCUCCGUGUAGAGAUGUGGAUGAUCAGUCUCGUUUUAAUCAAUCUGAAAAACUCUAUAGAAAUGUAACACAAAAAAAAUGAACACUUCUCUGACGGAGAUGCUGUAUAUCAUUGAUUAUCUGAUUUAAAUUGUAUUCCAUUGUUUAUCAGAGAAAUUCAUUCCUAAGCGUUUUUUUAGGUUUGUUGUCUUUGCUGUUUUGAAUCCCCUGUUUGUUCACAUUUGUUUGGAUAUUUGUCUUGUGUGCU
This is a messenger RNA of Gymnodraco acuticeps, 3805 nucleotides long. RefSeq names its product TatD DNase domain containing 2 (gene tatdn2). Gene Ontology annotation, molecular function: hydrolase activity, acting on ester bonds. Bases 1341 to 3446 code for a protein of 701 amino acids. The record is from RefSeq and is a predicted model, not a curated record. The transcript has 11 exons. NCBI's taxonomy places the organism in Eukaryota, Metazoa, Chordata, Actinopteri, Perciformes, Bathydraconidae.